Molecule: messenger RNA, 363 nt
Organism: Strongyloides ratti
Lineage: Eukaryota; Metazoa; Nematoda; Chromadorea; Rhabditida; Strongyloididae
Product: UPF0598 protein C8orf82
Exons: 2
Coding region: 1-363 (120 amino acids)
Source: RefSeq, a predicted model, not a curated record
AUGAACGAUACCAAAAGAUACGAUGAUGAAUUUCCCUAUUUGUCGGUUUGUGGUAAUGAAUUAAAUUUUAUUAGUUGUGAUGAUAGACCAAUUGUCUUUACAAAAUGGAAUGAAGAAAAUGACACUUUUCAAAUAAAUUGGUCUAAUCGUCAACAAAAGAUUAAUCCAUCUAAUUUAUUUAUGCUCGAAAAUGGAAGAUUAUACCAUAUAAGUACAUUUGACACUUAUGGUCUUGUUAGAUCGUCAUUGGCCGACAAACUCUUCCCAAUGUUCGAGUUUGAUGAAAAAGGCCAACCUAUUUAUAUAAACUGGAAAGGACAAACACUAAAACUUGAUAAUAAUAUAGCAACAAAUCUCAAAUAA